This is a messenger RNA of Zootoca vivipara (common lizard), 3945 nucleotides long. RefSeq names its product erythroferrone (gene ERFE). The record is from RefSeq and is a predicted model, not a curated record. Lineage: Eukaryota; Metazoa; Chordata; Lepidosauria; Squamata; Lacertidae. Gene Ontology annotation, molecular function: hormone activity. Gene Ontology annotation, biological process: positive regulation of insulin receptor signaling pathway; positive regulation of D-glucose import across plasma membrane; negative regulation of gluconeogenesis.
AGCUGCCUCACCCCACUUCAUGGGUGGGUCUGCCCUGAAGCCAUGACUGUUUAAAGUGGUACAGUAUUGUCAUGCUUUGGUGCAAGUAUGGCCUAAACUAUACUUGGAGCAGGCCCAUUGAAAUCAGUGGUGCUUAAGUCCAUUGUUUCAGUGGGUAUUUCUCUGAGUAUGGCUCUACAGAGGAGAUCAUUUCAUGUUUCCAUGAGCAUUUGAACCAAAGCAGAAGAUUUCUCUGUAGACUUUCAUCAUUCUAUUCUCUAGCUUGUGUUUUGGAGAUGUCACUAUGCAUUUAUUGAAGGUCUAAACCAGGCACCCCCAAACUGCGGCCCUCCAGAUGUUUUGGCCUACAACUCCCAUGAUCCCUAGCUAACAGGACCAGUGGUCAGGGAUGGUGGGGAUUGUAGUCCAAAACAUCUGGAGGGCCGAAGUUUGGGGAUGCCUGAUCUAAACCAAUUUGAUCUGCUGGCAAACUCUUUUGUUAUCAUUAAUACUUCUAAUAUAUAUGUACCAGGCAUGGACAAAGAAUUGUGAUAUUACCUCCCUUCUCCUCCACCCCUUUGGCCUCCCUCAGCAUAAUGAAUUUGUGUCAUUCCACGCACACAAACAAAAUUGCUUUGGUGAUACCUGCCGAGAAUUGUUCUUUUUUACUAGCCAUUUUGCAAUUGUGUUUAACUGAGACACAACCAUACAACAUUCUUCUUGUUUAACAUUCAGCAGAAAUAUAUUUCCACAACAGCCUUGAAACUCAAAACCCCUCCAGAUUACCUGUUUAUUGAGCGUUCAACCAGAUUUGCUUGGCCAAAUCUUAAUGCGGAGGUUAAUCUGACUUCUGCUCUUCAUUGAGCAUUCAUCCAGAUUUGUUUACAGGGAGGUCAUUUGGCAAUGGGAAUUCACCCUUGUUUAGGCAUGCAAUCGAGUCCUUCCUGCAAAAUAGCAACAGUCUGGGGGCGACCCAAAGAAUCCUUCCUUCUAAAAGCUUUGGGUAUCAGAGCAUUUUGCUUUUUGUGUGGUAUGGAACUCCUCCAUUCACUAUGCAAAAGUUGUUUGAGUGCUGUGAAAAUGGGGUACCCCGGAGAGAGAGAGAGAGAGAGAGAGAGAGAGAGAGAGAGAGAGAGAGAGAGAGAGAGAGAGAGAGAACAUGAAGCGUAUGCUGUUGCUUUUGGUGUUUUUAUAGUAUUUUGCUGUUGCUAUUUUUAUUGCUUUUAUUUGCUGUUUUGUUUUUAUUGUUGUUUAGCUGUAUUGCCUAUAUUCCCUCUAUGGAGUUUAAAUGUUGGCAUAUGAUUUCUUGGGAAUGGAGUCAAGAUAUGGGAUAUAAAUAUAAUGAUGAUGAUAUGUGCACCAUAAAACAAUUUCACAUGUACUGCCCCCCCCCCCAAUUUGAAUAAAAAGCCAUUGUCAAUAUUACGGAACAUAAAAAUAGUUGUGGUGCCGGAUGGGUACAAGUGUGUAGAGGAGGUGUAGACCCAUCCUCCAGAGUCCUUCAGGUAAUGGGCUCCAAUAAUGAGAGCCAACAUGGUGUAGUGGUUAGUGUUGGACUAGGACCUGGGAGACCAGGGUUCAAAUCCCUCCUCUCUAGUCACAGUCUAACCUACCUUGCAAGGUGGUUGUGAUAAAGUGUAGGGGGCAUGCAUGCCACCCUGAGCUCCUUGAUAUAAAUGCAUCAGCUAAAUAAAUGGAAGGACGAAUCAAAAUAAUUAACAUUAUAUAACAUAAAAAUGGAGAUGGUGCAGGAAGGGAACGCGUGUAGAACAGGUGGGGAACCUCUGGCUCUCCAGGUGUUGCCGAACUCCAAUCAUUAAUCUGCAUCUCCCCCAGUCUCUCCCUGAGCAGACACUUCCUAUGGGAGAAAUGAAAUAAUUCCUGCUUCCUCCUCCCGCUCCCCGGCAUUCGAAUUACAACGCGAGCUCAGCGAGCCUCCGGUUGUUGUGGUUCGCAAUUACAGCCAGUAGGUGGCCCUCUAAACCCUCGCCUAAAGUGGACAUAGGCGGCGACUUCGGUGAGGCGGGGAAUUCAAGCUCUUUAAAGGAAGGGAAAGCAGCGGAGGUCUUUAGAGGGGCGAGGGGGACGACGAGGCGUCUCGGAGAGGGCACUGGAGGGGGUGUUGCAAAGAGGGCGAGCCAGAUGCCCCCCAGGCAGCCAGAGCCGCGGGCGGAGAGAACCGCAGGACUUCUGCAGCCUUGAUAGGAGAGUUCUGUCCAACAGAAGACCCAGGAAAUUGCCCUGUGCCAUUUGGUUGGAGCUUUUCAGUCGAAGGACAAAUAGUUCCCCGAGUCCCUUGACUUAAACCUUUCUAAAUUGUAGGGGACCAUCCAAUGGUAUUUUUUUCUGCUCCUCCAAAAAGAGGCAAUUGAUAAAUCCACUGGAAACUCCAGGGCCUUGACUUGGUGAGGUGUGUGGGUACCAUAGUGUUUACUUUACUUUUUUUAUCUUUUUCUAUUAUUAUUAUUAUUUAUUAUUUAAUUGAAGAAGCCUGACAGUCUUGAUAGGGCCUGCCCUGAAAAACUAAACAAGCCAGGCAUUGCUGGAAAGAGCAGCGGAUAAUUUCUUCCUGCACUCCAUUCUUCCUUUCUGGAACCCCCCCAGGAAUAUCGACUGCUGCCCAUCUGAAGGUCCGCAGCUUAAUCUUUGCCCUGUUCUUCUGGAGGAGCUUUUGCCAAGGCCUAAAUCCAGGAGUCUGUCUCUAUAGAAACUACCAGCGUGCCUGUGUGCAGCUGGAGGAUGGCUGGACCCCUCCUUUCCAGCUGUCCACUUCGAUUAUUAGCCAUGGGGCUGCUAGCAAUGACUUUUUGUGCUGGCUCUAUGGAAACCGAAAAACAUGGAAACAGAAGGAGCCAGGAGAAGAAAUCCCGAUGGAAUGACUCUCUCACGGGACAAAGAACAAGCAGCCCUCCCUUGUCAUCAUCCAAUGACCCGGAAACUGCUGCAGGAAAGAUUCGCAGGGAUGAAUCCCGGGCUGCUUGGAUGCUUCUUAUAAAUAACGGGGUGAACAAUAAAAAAAGAAGCAAAAAUAAAGCCAAAAAGUUCAAGUUUGGCAUUCCAGGACCCCCAGGAGCCUUAAUCGCCCAGGAGGAGCUGCUGAAAGAAUUCAGAUUGCUGCUUAAAGGUGUAAUCAGGGAACGGGAAAGGAUCGGUCAGAAAGCCUGUGACAACUGCCAAGAAGAAGAUGACAGGUCCAGAGGAGAAGAUAACUUUCUGGCCCAGAUUAGUGGACCACUUUUAGAAAGCAGGGAGCAUGGGCGAGUGCAGGCAGCUUUCCAUUGUCGGACCCGGAGAAACAUUUCAAUUGAACGGCGGUCAUUACAAGAGCUUCAGUUCUAUUACAUACCUAAAAAAGAAGAGAUGUUCCACCGUGGCCUUGGGCUAAACCUUAACAAUGGACAAUACAUAGCACCUUUCAGUGGAUACUACAUCUUCACUGCCACAUUGCAUAUUGUUCCAGAGGUUCAUCAAAAGAAGAACCAGCCCCACAGCCACGAACGCCUGCGCUUGCUGAUCUGCGUUGAGUCCCUCUGCCGACAGAACAUUUCUCUGGAAACAGUGAGCAGGUUGGACAGAAACAAUGAACAUUUCACAGUUUCAAUCCAUGGAAUUCUAUUCCUGCAGGCUGGCCAGUAUGCUUCAGUUUUUGUAGACAAUGCAACAGGAUCCACCCUCACUGUUCGAAGUGGGUCUGACUUUGGUGCUGUCCUCUUGGGCAUUUGAUUGGCUCACAACCAACUAUUCUGAAGGUGAAACCUUGCUUUUCAUCAGCCCCUAUGCUACACUUAUCUCAUUCAAUCAAGUGCCUGGAGUUGGUAAGCACCAGAACAAAGCACAAUAGCUGUUGAUGCAAAGCUAGCAAACCUCCACUGCUGUUUAAGCAUACCAAGGUGACGAAUUGGAUUUGAGAAAAAUGGCCCAGCAUCUAGUAAAACUGAUUAAAAGGAUGCUGAACCAACUUAUAAA